GUCCUGGCAAGUUGCACAUUCUAAUUGAGGGGGAAGAGAAAGUAGGUGAGUUUGCGGAGAUUGGCCUCCGGGAGCAGGAGAAUUCAUCCGACUGGGAGAUUAGGUUGAAGCAGAGUGACACAUAGCAGGGGCCUUAGCAGUUGGGAGUCUCCCUCUGCGGACAGAACAGCCAGAACGGCCAGAAGCUCAGAGUGACUUGUCAGAGCGGCCACAGUGGGGAGGGGGGAGCCCGGGCCUUCGCAACUUCCCUCAUCCUCCUUCUCAGUCUGAAUUGUCAAAGAGGGAGCAACUGACUGACAGAGACAGACCUUCACAUACAGCUCACAUAUUCCACACUGGAGCUAUGGGGACAGUGAGUGAACUUUGCGUGUCCAGCCUUCAGACAUUCUUAUGUCCAGCUGUGAAGACGCUCCAGCAAGCUCCAGUGCCGGACGACCUCACCCCGGAGGAGCAGCAGGAGCUGGAGAAUAUCCGCCGGCGCAAGCAGGAGCUGCUGGAGGACAUUCAGCGGCUGAAGGAUGAGAUAGCAGAAGUGACAAGUGAGAUUGAGAACCUGGGUUCCACUGAGGAGAGGAAAAAUAUGCAGAGGAAUAAACAGGUGGCCAUGGGCCGUAAGAAAUUCAACAUGGACCCCAAAAAGGGGAUCCAGUUUCUGAUUGAGAAUGACUUGCUGAAGAAUACCAGCGACGACAUUGCUCAGUUCCUUUACAAGGGUGAGGGCCUCAACAAAACAGCCAUUGGCGAUUACCUCGGAGAGAGAGAUGAAUUCAAUAUCCAAGUCCUCCAUGCCUUUGUGGAGCUUCAUGAGUUCACAGACCUCAACCUGGUUCAGGCCCUAAGACAGUUCCUGUGGAGUUUUCGACUACCAGGAGAAGCUCAGAAGAUCGACCGCAUGAUGGAGGCGUUCGCUCAGCGCUACUGCCAGUGCAACUCUGGCGUUUUCCAGUCUACAGACACCUGUUACAUCCUGUCCUUUGCCAUCAUCAUGCUAAACACCAGCCUCCACAACCCCAAUGUGAAGGACAAGCCUACCGUGGAAAGAUUUAUCUCCAUGAACAGAGGCAUCAACGAUGGAGGAGACCUACCUGAAGACCUGCUCAGGAAUCUGUAUGAGAGCAUCAAGAAUGAGCCAUUCAAAAUCCCAGAGGACGACGGCAACGACCUCACACACACUUUCUUCAACCCAGACAGAGAGGGCUGGCUGCUAAAACUGGGGGGACGAGUAAAAACCUGGAAGAGACGGUGGUUCAUCCUCACAGACAACUGUCUGUACUACUUUGAGUACACCACAGACAAAGAGCCCAGAGGAAUCAUCCCACUGGAGAACCUGAGCAUCAAGGAGGUGGAGGAUAAGAAGCCAAACUGCUUUGAGCUUUUCAUUCCUGACAACAAGGACCAGGUGAUAAAAGCAUGCAAGACUGAGGCUGAUGGACGUGUUGUGGAGGGCAACCACACCUUCUACCGUAUCUCUGCCCCCACUGCUGAGGAGAAAGAUGAAUGGAUGAACAGCAUCAAAGCUGCCAUCAGCAGGGACCCCUUUUACGAGAUGCUGGCGGCCAGGAAAAAGAAGGUGUCGUCCAUGAAGAGGCAUUAAACCUGCUCAGCGCUCCAGACGUUGCACUUGACAGAGCAGGGGGUCUGGGUAUCUGAUCGCCCUGUCUGGGCCGGUGCAGAGGCCACGGUUGAGGUCUGCCUCAGACCUCUCUGGGGGGAAUUCUCUAGGAUACACAUACUAGCUCUGGCUUUGGAACUCUACUGGCCUGAAAAACAGGAAGCAUGCUGGGUUUCUAGAUAAGAGUCAGGGCCAAAGCCUCCUCUAACCUCCUGUCUGAAUGUCUCUCUUUCUCUCUCAGCUUUGUGUGUGCUCUCUGUCUAGGAAGUCGAAAGGGAAAUCUUGCUGCAGCAAAAUCCCCUUUGAAGAUGCUUUAAAAAGAACACAGUUCCCAUAUACAUUGCAUACGUACACACAACAUGCAUACACUCAUGCAGUCCCCUGUAGCACACAUCGUUUUAACUCAGCAGGUCUGACCGAGUGUGGCGCCCCAACCAAAAUAUUCCUCGCUUUAUGGAAGAGAAGUUAAGACCUUUUCUGAUGUGCUUUAAUAUGUUUGGGUAAUACGUGUAUUUUUACAGCUUUUACUGUUGAUUCCUCUCGAGUCUUCUUUGUUGGUUUGCUUUUGUAAAAUAAGACGGUCUUGCAACUGAAACUGCAGGUGUGGGGGGGUUGUAAUUUGCCAACUGUUAGUGAUUUUUUUAGAAAAAAAAAACAAAAAAUUAUGUUUUAAAAAAAAUAAUUAAAAAAAGAAGUUGCCACUCAGGAGAUUGUUACGAUGUUCUGAAACUUUCUAUCAUAAGCGCUGACGUGGAUCCCGUUCAAAACACGACAGCCGGCGCAAAGAGCGAAAACUUCGUCUGUGCCCCCAACUGAACUGUUUUUGUAAAUGUGAAGCCGCAGCGUGGGGACGCACCGCUGCAGGUGAGGGUAUCUGCUUGUCUGGACAGGGUCUCAGUGUUGGAUCUGGCUCUCACUGUUCAUUUCCUGAAGGUCCUCGAGAUGCAUCCUGGGGAUUAGUGUAUUUUAAAGGGAUGAGUGUCCAUCAGCCUGGGACCUCUUUCUGGGGUCUUAGGUUGCCUGGGAAACCGACAUGUUGGUCCCCUUUUAUUUUCUCUCCCUAUACAUUUUUUUCUUGCUCUCACCUUGUCUCAAACACAAGACCACUUUCUUUUACUGUAUCAUAAAAAAAGCAAUUUAUUUGUUAGAAAAGUUACUUUAGUGCUGCACAGUGCCUGGUGCUCUAGAUGAAAUAUGAUGAGAAAUGCUGCUGGUUAGCGACAGUAAUUCACGGUUUUCUUUCGAGCAACAUUCAAUCUUUGUCUCCUUUUUCUUUGUAGACGGAUACCUAUUUAAUGGUAAAACAAUAAAACAAAUCACAUCUACAGCCCAACCUCAUGAUCAUUGUACAAUACUGUGUGCUUCAGGUUGUUUAUGUAUAAGACAUUAUAUAUAUAUAUAUAUAUAUAUAUAUAUAUAUAUAUAUAUAUAUAUAUAUAUAUAAAAAGCUUUAAAGCAGCACAAAUAAAUGUGUGGUGAAGCUAUGCCUGGAAAGGAAUGGGUCGUCCCCGUCUCAGGAAGCGCGAUGUGAAAUAAUACAAAACUACUGCUCGUGUCAGGAACGUACUGUGGUGAAGCAAAAGAUAGAGGGCACGGUGGCUGACAGGUCACUAUAGGGCAGUGACACGUCACCUUGUCAAACAGCAAAAACUGCGCCGAGGUACAAUUUUUUUGCAAAUGCAGUCUGAGUUGUGCAUCAAGCCAGCUGUCUUUUCUACUCUUUGUCUACACUUGUCUCCUCUCUCAUCUGUGCCUGCUGGUCAUUACUCCGCGCUCCCUGCCUGUUCCGUUUCCUGGUUCUCUUCUUCUCUGCUCCUCUCAGCGCACUAAUCCUAGAGAAAUACGGAGAAAUGCUCAACAAUCAUAAUUCUAGACAGUAUUGGUUUAUUUAUCAAAGUUGUACAUACUUAAAUGUAUAGUGGGUAUUUUGUCCUCAUUUUGUUUCUUAUUAGUUGUGCCAUUUUCCUUUGUUAUUCUGUUCAGUAAUGUUUGAUUUGAGGUUUCUAUCAUUGCCAUUUAAUCAAGCUGAAAUAAAGAUUUAUCACAAACA
Messenger RNA from Lates calcarifer (barramundi perch), 3662 nucleotides. RefSeq names its product cytohesin 1a (gene cyth1a). Lineage: Eukaryota; Metazoa; Chordata; Actinopteri; Centropomidae. The coding region runs from base 344 to 1594 and encodes 416 amino acids. The record is from RefSeq and is a predicted model, not a curated record. Gene Ontology annotation, molecular function: guanyl-nucleotide exchange factor activity. Gene Ontology annotation, biological process: regulation of ARF protein signal transduction. The transcript is spliced from 13 exons.